ACCCACCAACACCCCACCCACCCACACUCACAUCCAUAUCCGCACCCCACACCCACCCACACCCACACCCACACCCACCCACACCCUCGGAGUCCACAAAUAUUAAUGAAACAACAGGGGUUACAUAGUAGGAUUCUAGUUGAAGAAGAAAAAGCUAACUUAGAGCAAUAAGUAUAUGAUGAGUUCUGGUAGAUUCCGAUGGAUUUUGACUAAUACAGUGGUAAUCAGAAUCUGUAGUCAUCCGGUGGGAUCUACUAGGAUUCGGAUCACUUUCCUUAUCUUCAAAUUAUAAUGUUGAAAUUAUAGUGUAGUUUGAUAGACAACAAUGAAUUCGAAUACUUUUUAGCGAAUUUCAUCAAACUUUGGUAAAUCUUCUUGACUUUGCAUAGCUUUCAACACACUCUGAUACAGUCCGAUGAAUACGUUUUAGGAUCAAUUAGAAUUUAUUACGAGCCGUCAGGUUCUGAAGACUGAAGGUCUAUGUUUUCUCGGUUUGUUUAUGAUGAACAUGUUUCGAAAUAUUGUUAAAUAAGAAAGACCAAUACUCUAUAAAAUGCGUCAUUCACCCACAUCCUCUAUUGUGUUCUAAAGUGAUAGCUGAAAAAGAAUGAGAAAGAGAAAAGAGAAGAGAAGAAACACGCAAGCAAGAAUAUAUUUGUACAUAUAGAUGGCGGAUCACUUGGAUAUUUUCCAAGAAAGAAAAACAAGUAUAGAAUUACCGAAAAAGAAGGAAUAUUUGCCAGUAUAAAAGAAGAUAAGUGAAAUGUAUGAUCACACUAAGCAUUUAAGUGCACUAAGCUUAACACAUUCUCCUCUUAUUACCGUAUGUUUUAUUCUAACAAUGUGCAUAGAUAUAUAUCAAAUCUUUCUUUUUUUUAGAUGCAUCGAAACCAAUAGUUUUUGACAACAGUUGCGACUCGUGCAUCUGUACGUAAAUAAAUGAAAUAUAUCUAGUCUCUUUUUAUAAAACUUUUUGUAUUCAGACUGACAUUCAACCACGAUUUAUUGAUAUUAUUAAUGUGUUAUGGGUUUACACAUUAGGCUUUUAUUUGCCGACGGUCAUCAUUUUAUUCAAGAUGUUAUUAUAGCUGGUAUUGCCACAUUUAAUCAAGGUCGAAAUUUUUGGUCAGCAAUGUUAAUCUUGUUAACGGGUUUUAUCAUGGGGUUUAUUCAUACACGACCUACUGUUAUAUUAUCGUAA
Molecule: messenger RNA, 1201 nt
Organism: Rotaria sp. Silwood1
Lineage: Eukaryota; Metazoa; Rotifera; Eurotatoria; Philodinida; Philodinidae
Source: the annotation of a GenBank genome assembly